AUGGCGCAAGACAAGGCCAUGGGCGCGGAGGUGAUGCCUACCGUUAGCCAUCACAAUGACCAGGGCGAGGCCAUCACGGCCAUGCAGAACGAGCGCCAUAUGAGCGUCAAGGACUCGUUCCGGUUCUGGCCCAAGGCGAUUCUCUUCUCGUUCAUCAUCUCUCUCGCCAUCAUUAUGGAGGGUUAUGAUACCAACUUGAUGAGCAAUUUCUACGUUUUCCCGGCGUUCAUGGAAAGAUACGGCGACGAGAUCGACUCCAAUGGAGAUCCUCUGGUCUCGGCCCGUUGGCAGACCAUUAUCAACAACGGCACCCAGGUCGGUUCCAUCGUUGGCCUCAUCAUCAACGGUAUCAUCACCGAAUGGAUCGGCUACAAGAAGACCAUGAUCGUCUCCAUGAUUGCCAUGAUCGGCGCCGUCUUCAUCCCCUUCUUCUCCAACGGCCUGCCCAUGUUCUUGGCCGGAGCUCUGAUCCAGGGUAUCCCGUGGGGCAUCUUCCAGACGCUCGCCGUCACGUACGCGGCCGACAUCUGCCCCAUGUCUCUGAGAGGCUACAUGACGUCCUGGGUUAACAUGUGCUGGGUUAUUGGCCAGCUGAUUAGCAGUGGAAUGCUUCGCGGGCUCUUGAAGAUUGACAAUGAAUGGGGAUACCGCAUCCCCUUCGCAAUCCAAUGGGUCUGGCCCAUUCCCAUCAUCAUCGGCACGCUGUUCGCCCCGGAGAGCCCCUGGUGGCUCGUCCGCAAGAACCGUCUCGAGGAGGCCAAGGAGUCGGUCCGUAGCCUGACCUCCCCCAAGAGCGGCAUCGAGUUCGACCUCGACGCCCACAUCGAGAUGAUGCGCGUGACAAACCAGUUCGAGAUCGAGGUCAGCUCCGGCGCGCACUACUGGGACUGCUUCCGCGGCGUCGACCUCCGCCGCACCGAGAUUGCCUGCAUGGUCUGGCUGACGCAGUCCUUCUGCGGCGUGCCGUUCAUGGGCUACGGCACCCAGUUCAUGAUCAACGCAGGCCUCAGCAGCGAGAACGGCUUCACCAUGAGUCUGGUGCAGAACUGCAUCGGUCUCAUUGGCUGCAUCAUUGCCUGGUACAUCAUGACGCAUAUUGGCCGUCGCACGCUGUAUCUGGCCGGUCUGUCGGCCAUGUUCGUGGUGCUGAUUGUCAUUGGCGGCAUUGGCAUUCCCCAAGACGCGGCUGGCCUUUCUGCGAGGUCUUGGGCUGUGGGGGCCCUCAUCAUCGUCAUGCUCUUUGCGUUCCAGCUCAGCGUCGGCCCCUCGUGCUACACCCUCGUAGCAGAGAUACCGUCCACUCGCCUUCGCGUCAAGACCGUCGCCCUCUCGCGCGCCUUCUACAACUCGGGCGGCUUCAUCGUCAACGCGAUCCAGCCCAAGAUUGUCGGAAAGAAUGACUGGAAUUGGGGUGCUAGAGGUGGCUUCUUCUGGGCCGGCAUCACGUUGCUGUUCCUGACCUGGACCUUCUUCCGCCUCCCGGAGCCCUUUGGACUCACCUACUCUGAGCUCGACUUGCUAUUCGAGCACCGCGUUGGUGCUCGUCACUUUUCGCAAGAGGCCGCCGACUCUCUGCGCCCGCAGUUGGAGGAGGUCGCCAACCGCCAUGAGAAGGUGACUGCUGUCAUAAGCCAUCAGGAGGCGUGA
Molecule: messenger RNA, 1647 nt
Organism: Colletotrichum spaethianum
Lineage: Eukaryota; Fungi; Ascomycota; Sordariomycetes; Glomerellales; Glomerellaceae
Product: maltose permease MAL31
Exons: 4
Coding region: 1-1647 (548 amino acids)
Biological process (GO): transmembrane transport; carbohydrate transport
Cellular component (GO): membrane
Molecular function (GO): carbohydrate:proton symporter activity
Source: RefSeq, a predicted model, not a curated record